Mycena indigotica is the source of this 1374-nucleotide messenger RNA. RefSeq names its product putative gegh 16 protein. The record is from RefSeq and is a predicted model, not a curated record. Lineage: Eukaryota; Fungi; Basidiomycota; Agaricomycetes; Agaricales; Mycenaceae. The transcript has 10 exons. The coding region runs from base 1 to 1374 and encodes 457 amino acids.
AUGAAGACAUCGAAUACUGUUACGCUGCUUCUGGCCGCCACCUCGGCGUACGGCCAUGCCGUCGUCACGCAGGUGUUUGGCUCGAACGGCGUGAUCACGUCGGGUCUUGGUGUCGUCAAGGGCACGCCCCGGACCGGCACGGACCCACAACCCUUCCAGAUUGACACGCCUGUCCUCAAGAAUAUGAAAGAUGACCCCUGCGGCGCAACGCUUGGUGGCGGAAGCAUCAACAUCCCGACCGCCAUUAAUGCCGCGAUCGCAGAGGGCGGCGGGUCGCUUCCCUCGCUUGCCGCCAACGGCAGCAUCAGCCUCGAGAUCCAUCAAGUUAACGCGGACGGCGGAGGGCCGUUCACAGCCAUGGUCAACGCUGACGCAACCGGAAAGACUUGGGUCCCCGCGACCGUUCUCAUCCAGGCGCCCGGGACCAACGGUAUCCUCCAUGGCGGUCCCGCAAACGUACCCUUUGCUAUCCAGAUUCCCACGGGCACGAAAUGCACGGGUGGCCAGGACGGCGCGACGUGUCUGAUCCGCCUGAACAACGGCGGCAAAGGGAACACACUGUCGCUUGCGCAGGGCGCGGGUCCCUUUGGUGGAUGUAUUGCUGUUACCCAAGACCCUGCUGCUGGUCCGCAGGUUAAGGGCCCACAGAAAGCCGGUGCUAAGCCCAAAGGCCCUCGCGUUUUUUCGCGCUUUUUCGAUCCCUCCAUCGUGGCGCGUGACGCAGUCGUCGAAGACCACCUGCGUGCGCGCGUUGUCGACGAUUUAACCUACCUUGCCGCGCGCGGAGAGCUGACAGUGGAUCUCAUUGACGAGAUCAAGACGGCAACCGGGACGGCCAUCGACAUCCCCAUCGAUAUGCUUGCCGGCCAGAACGAUGCCGCUGAUCUCGGAGGAAACUCGACGACCGCGCCGAACGCGGUGCUCACUGUUCAGCAGGCGGUCGAUUUGAAGAAGGCCGUCACCGACGCGAUCGAGACGGCGUUGACGAUUCUUUCGUCCGGAGGGGAUGUUGUUGCGCAGAAUGCUCAGCCCUUGGACCAAACAAAUGCCGCUAAUGCUGCCGCUGCCGAUGCUCUCCUUGACGGGACGCUGACCGCAGUCAACAAGGGCAACGCGGGCGUGGGCAAACCGCAAACCGCGGUUGUCGACUCGCUCCUGGGUCCCCUCGCCACGCUCACGCGCGCAACCAACUUCGCGAAAAGCACCGCAACAGUCGCGGGAGAUCCCGCAUUGCUCGCCCCAGGUGCGGACAGCGCUGCCCCGGUCGGCGCCGUCGCCAGCGCCCCCGUCGCUAUCGCUAGUGCCAGCCCCAUUGGCAGACCGGGGAGGAAGGGCAAAGGAAGAAAGUUCGGGAAGAGCCGCUUGAACAACUGA